GUGGCCGUGACAGAACAUGGCAGUACAUGGGUAGUUUUGGUAUCAAUCAAAAUGAUAGAAUGUAAAAAUCAAACUGAUUGGAUAAAUGGAUUGUCUGGCAACUUCGUGUAUGUAAACUGUCGCGUGCGCUGUUGAGUCGGCGCUGAAGGAAAGAGGAGGGCCUUGAAGACAGUGUUUUUAUUUAUUUCUUUGUUUCCAGUGGAAAAACAGCAACACAGACAGCUACACUGCUCGAAAUCCUUUCUUACUAGUUCCACUCAAAGAAGAAAGAAAACUGGAAAAUAUAGCAGUUAGAAUUAAAAAGCCAAAGCGAAGGAGGGGAGGAUGAAGCGGCGCAAUGCGGACUGCAGCAAACUCCGACGGCCGUUAAAACGGAACCGAAUCACCGAGGGUAUAUACGGCAGUACGUUCCUGUACUUGAAGUUCCUGGUGGUGUGGGGUCUGGUGCUGCUGGCAGACUUUGUGCUGGACUUCCGGUUCGAGUACCUGUGGCCCUUCUGGCUGUUCAUCCGGAGUGUCUACGACUCCUUUCGCUACCAGGGCCUGGCGUUUUCAGUGUUCUUUGUGUGUGUGGCGUUUACAUCAGACAUCAUCUGCCUGCUGUUCAUCCCUGUGCAGUGGCUCUUUUUCGCAGCCAGCACCUACGUCUGGGUCCAGUACGUCUGGCAUACAGAAAGAGGAGUAUGUCUCCCAACAGUAUCGCUAUGGAUACUCUUUGUAUAUAUCGAGGCAGCUAUCAGAUUCAAAGAUCUGAAAAACUUUCAUGUGGACUUGUGCCGUCCAUUCGCAGCACACUGUAUUGGCUACCCGGUGGUGACGCUGGGCUUUGGCUUCAAGAGCUACGUGAGCUACAAGAUGCGGGUGCGCAAGCAGAAGGAGGUGCAGAAGGAGAACGAGUUCUACAUGCAGCUCCUACAGCAGGCCCUGCCGCCCGAACAGCAGCUGCUGCAGCGCGAGCAGAGGGAGAGGGAGGCUGAGGAAGCCGCAGCAGCCAAAGGGAUUUCAGAGGACUCCCAGCAGCCCACCGCAGUGUCCCAGAACGGAGGCCCUGCGUCGGGCAAGAAGCAGUCAUCGUCGGGGCAGCUUCCAGAGCUGGAGUACCGGGAGAAGGGACGCAAGGGAGGUGGUGGUGGUGGUGGCCGGGGAGGGGGGUCGGGGUCGGGGGGCAGUAGCAACAAUAACAGCAGCAGCCAACAGGGCGGCGACAGCAAAGAGCAGGAGUACAUGGAGACGCAGCAGCCCAACGGCGGCAGCAAGAGACUGAGCCACAGCGACAGCACGGAGAACCUGCUGCUGAAAGGAGAGGAGAACAACUCCUCCUCGUCCUGCUGCUCCUCCUCCUCCUCCUCCUCCUCAUCAAAUUCCUCCUCCUCCAACAACAACUGUAACACCAAGAACCAGAAGAACGCCAGCGCGGGCAACUCCUCGCCCCGCGGGAACGGCACGGCCAACGGGAGCGUGCCGACGUCCUCCUCAGCCCAGCAGCAGCAGCAGCAGCAGCAGCAGCAGCAGCAGCAGGCCUCCUCGGGCAAGGGCGACAAGAAGCAGAGGAGCGGCGGAGGGGGCAAAGGGGGCUCGGGGUCGGGACACGGCAAAGAGAACCAGCUGGACAACUACAUCCCCAACAACCAGCUCAGCAAACCCGAGGCACUGCUGAGGUUGGAGCAGGAUGUGAAGCGUCUGAAGGCAGAGCUGCAGGCCAGCCGGCAGGUGGAGCAGGACCUGCGCAGCCAGCUGGGCUCCUUGGGCAGCGCCGAGAGGAGCGUGCGCUCCGAGCUCGGACAGCUACGCCAGGAGAACGAGCUCCUACAGAACAAGCUGCACAGUGCGGUGCAGGGCAAGCAGAAGGAGCGGCAGGCUCUGGGCUCACUGGAGCGGCGUCUGAAGGCGGAGCAGGAGGCGCGGGCAGCGGCCGAGAAGCAGCUGGCUGAUGAGAGGAAGAGGAAGAAGCUGGAGGAGGCCACCGCAGCACGCGCUGUAGCCCUCGCCGCCGCAACACGAGGGGAGUGUACAGACUCCUUGCGUAGGAGGAUCUCUGAGCUUGAGUCGGAGUGCAAGAAGCUCAGCAAAGACCUGAAGCACAAGGAGGAGCAGAUUCACCAGCUGGAACUCACAGUACAGGAGCUGCAUAAGUAUAAGGAGAAUGAGAAGGACACAGAGGUGCUGAUGUCGGCGCUGUCGGCGAUGCAGGAGAAAACGCAGCACCUGGAGAACAGCCUCAGCGCCGAGACACGCAUCAAACUAGACCUCUUCUCAGCCCUGGGCGACGCCAAGAGGCAGCUGGAGAUCGCACAAGGCCAGAUCUUGCAGAAGGAGCAGGAGAUUGCAGACCUGAAGCAGAAGAUAGCAGAGGUGAUGGCGGUGAUGCCCAGCCUGGCGUACUCGGCGGACAGCAGCGGCCUGAGCCCUGUGGCGCCCCACUCCUACUCCUCCAAGUUCAUGGACACCACCGCCCCCUCCGGCCUCGACCCCAACGCCUCAGUCUACCAGCCGCUCAAGAAGUGACCUCCCUCCAGUCCCUCCCUCAAUUCCACCUACCCUCCAUCCCUCCUCCAGUUUUUCUUUAUGUCUUUUCUCUUUCUCUCUUUCUUUUUGUCUCUCUUUCUGCCCGUCAUUUUUUUUCUCUCUUCUUUCUGCCUCCUCCACUAUGGAGGACGAAGAGGGGGGCCCAGAACUGGUGGGACUCUGCAUGUCUGCGGCUUUACAAUGUUUUCUCUCUCUCUCGCUCUCUCUCGCUCCCUCCCUCUCUCUCUCUCUCUCUCUCUCUCUCUCUCUCUCUCUCUCUCUCUCUCUCUCUCUCUCGCUCCCUCCCUCUCUCUCUCUCCACCACUAACCUUUCUUUCUUUUUUUUUUUUUUAUCCAUGGCACUUCCUCCUCUCUCCCUACCCCCGCCCACCCCUGGCCGGCGCUGCAGAAGGAUGUCGUCUUGUGUGACUGUAUUUGUCGUAGUAAAAAAAGAAAAAAAUCUCAAAGGACAAAAAAAGCGAUUUCAAGAGAUUGUCAAAGUAGGAAGAUAUUUUUUUGUUUUCUUGUUCCAAGUAUGGAAACCUCACAGAAACCAUGUCUCACCUCUUCAUUGAAAAGCAUAAGGAAAGGAAAGGAUUACCCCUCUUAACGCAGUUUGUCCUCAACAUCUGUCACAUCCAUUGUUUCUGGAGUUUAGCUGUAUAGGUUGGCUAGGAUUUUAGAUUAGUGUGUGUGCGUGGGGGGUGUCCAUCCAUCUCCAACAUUCGUAUUCUACUGCAAUGCUGGGCCUGGAUCUACAGAUGUCAUCGGCAAAAACAAGAAAAAAAACGAAUGUCACCACUGGUGGCAACAGAGGAAUGUAUUAAAAUUAUGAACUCACUCCUUGGUAGAAGUUCAAAGCUUGUGUCGUCUUUGAAUCCCAGAAACGGCAACCCUCCCCCCUCUCACUUACCUGACGAUGAGGGUGUGGCCAUGUGAAUUCUGUCAGCUGUCUUGGUGGUGGUCUAUAGUCAAUGUGAAGCUAAAAUGACAAAUGCUCCUGAAUUUAAGGAAGCCAACACCAAAAACAGGACACAUUUUCUGUUUGAAAAUUUGCAUAAACUUUGAUGCCCCUUGUUUUACUUUGUUGUUUUGUUUUGCUUCAUAAGCUUCUACCCAUAAUGUGCUCCCUAGCACACCCUCCCCCUAAAUGAGAACUGAUCAGUGCCUUGAGACAGUAGCUCAUCGGUGGACUGUCCAGACGCCCUUUGCUUCAGCCAUGGUGGUCAGUGUUGGGUUGCAUUCGCCACAUCGAGCAGCAGUGGGCCAUCUCUAGCGUUAAGACUUGGGCAGGUGUGAAGAAGUAACCAACGUGUGUUAGUCAGCCGCUAGAGGAGUAGAACGAGAACUGGCGUCUAUACUACAAAGCUGGUUCAGGAGUAAAACAGGUUAAGUUAAGAGGUAAAUCAUCUAAUAGAAGAGCCUGGAAUCCUGUACUCACAAACAUCAACAGACUGAAGACUUUGGUUGGUCGCUUGCCAGAACUAGGGUGCUGCUGCAGCAGUUUGUUUUGUUGCUGGGCGUUGUAGCAGUUGUCAUGGCAAUGCGACCUGCGCAAGGUCUUCAGGCUGGGUGAGUCGGAGUCCUCGUGUGCUCCUGUUUGUGUUUACUGACCUCCUUGCCAACGUUUCUAGCCUGCUGUGUGUCUAGUCUAGGCUAGAGAUGGUGCAGCCCUGAUGGAGGUUAGUAAUGCUCUGCCCCCUAGCAGUGUCAAUGUGUAACAGUCCAACAGGAACCCAAUCAGAUGUAAACCUCUCUGCUGCCACGACAAUUAACACUCCUGAUCAGAGUAAGCCGCAUGGCUAACUUCACUCAAGCUGAUAUCACUUCAUGACUUCAUAACAUUUCAUAAUUCUUGUUACUCCGUAACUUCCUCUUUUUCUUAAUAGAAAGGACAUGGCCCACAGUUUGCUGGCCUGCAACGUGGUGUAGUAGUUCUGUUACCUAUUCUGUUUCCAAAUGACAGUGUUGUUGGCCACAUUGUCCUUUGCUAUGAAAGAGCCCAGUUGUGUCUUUCAUUAGAGGCUAAGUUCUUUUGAAAGGACUGAUUCCGGCGCAUUCUACCUGAGCAGCAGAAGGGUCAGUCAGAUGACUCGUGUUUUUAUGUUCUGCUGUGUUUGGAGUCUUGACAGUGCAUCGCUGAUCCUAUUUAACUUUUUUGCAGGAAUGUCACAGUAUUCUCAUUUUUUGUUGCUCAAAACAAGUGAAAAGUAUUAGAAAUGUUGAGGCCACAAAGUUUACCUGUUCUACUUUAAUGUUUAUGAGACCCCUCACGCAGGGCUUAGAUCGAUUAAUGGAUUUCUGUGGUUUUUUGCUGUCAUUUCAUGUGGUUGGUUCUUCUGAGUGUUUACGUGGUAUGCUGGACAGAUUUUUUGUUUUUGUUUUUAAAGUGCAGAAGACAAUGCCUCCUGCUGUUUGGCAAAAAAAAAGAAUGGGGAAAAAAGGUCAGUCCACUUUGAACGUUUAAUGGAAAAACAUUUUUGUUUUCAGUUUUGUUUUUCCUUUUGCCCUUGGUCGCUUCACUCUUCCUCCAGUCUGGAUCACAGUUGCGAUCUCCUUUCUGUGAGGUUUUCAAGGGAUUAAAGAAGGGUUUUCUUGCA
Molecule: messenger RNA, 5105 nt
Organism: Engraulis encrasicolus (European anchovy)
Lineage: Eukaryota; Metazoa; Chordata; Actinopteri; Clupeiformes; Engraulidae
Gene: maco1b
Product: macoilin 1b
Exons: 11
Coding region: 325-2505 (726 amino acids)
Biological process (GO): neuronal signal transduction
Cellular component (GO): rough endoplasmic reticulum membrane
Source: RefSeq, a predicted model, not a curated record